AUGAAGGCGUUCGCGGCAAUAUUCGUAAUUCUUUUAAUUUUCGUCUUCAUAUCUGGCUCGGUUCAGCAAUCUGUAAAUCCUCCAGCAACGCCGACUACUCUGUCAGCAACGCCAACUACUCUGUCAGCAACGACGACAACUACUCCGUCACCAACGACAACUACUCCGUCCACAACAACUACUCCGUCCACAACGACAAGUACUCCGUCUCCAACGACAACUACUCUGUCACCAACGACGACGACUACUCCGUCACCAACGACGACUACUCCGUCACCAACAACGACAACUACUCCGUCCACAACGACGACUACUCCGUCAACAACGACAACUACUCCGUCAACAACGACAACUACUCCGUCAACAACGACAACUAAGAAACCAACGUUUACAUGUACGCGACCGGGCAGAUUCCCAAAUACGAGUGCCAAAUUAUGCAACAAGUACUACUAUUGCUACUACGACGGAACGGAGCUGAAAAUGUACAAAAAUAUGAAGUGUCCUAACAAGUUAAUAUUUGAUGCGACUACGCAACGAUGUAUAGUGGCUCCUGCAGGCUUCGUAUGCCCGUAUGCAUGA
This is a messenger RNA of Ceratina calcarata, 579 nucleotides long. RefSeq names its product integumentary mucin C.1-like. Bases 1 to 579 code for a protein of 192 amino acids. The transcript has a single exon. The record is from RefSeq and is a predicted model, not a curated record. NCBI's taxonomy places the organism in Eukaryota, Metazoa, Arthropoda, Insecta, Hymenoptera, Apidae. Gene Ontology annotation, cellular component: extracellular region. Gene Ontology annotation, molecular function: chitin binding.